AUGUCACUGGGUGUCACGGUAUGCUAUGCGAGCACAUACGAGGGAUACGAGCGAUACGAGCGAUACGAGCCAUACCGACACGGCCACACGCACUCGGAAUCUCGGUGCUUGGCAAGUACGCAUGGCGCUGGCAUCAGCUACGACUACGAUACCUUGGUGUUUCUGACUUUUAUCGUGGUGAUAUUUCACGCUGGCAGAUAUACAAUUUCAGCCGCUAAUCCCAUUACCGUUUUUUCAUUUAUCCACGAUUUGGUACAGUAUAACGUAGCGGGAGUACCACUCAUCCACGAGCAAACGCAGUGGGAUUUCGAGCCAGAGGUCGGUAAACAGAGAAGAGUCAAGUACGAGCAAGAAAAUGGUCGUCACGGUGAAAUUGCGAUAGCAAAGAUUGGUAUGGGUAUUGGACUAUGAGGAUACAAGAUACAAGGUACAACGGACUAUGAGCAACGUCUGCACAAACACCAAUCGACACGACAACUAAUAGUCAUUUCGAAGAUUGUACUGUUGUAAUCAGAAAUCCAUGUUACGCUAUAAUGGGAUCAAAGUCAUCUUCCCGUUCAAGGCCACGUUCCUUCGCUGUCGCGAAUCACGUUUGUUCGAUCCUUGUCAGGCACAGAAUAGAAUAAAACAUCUGGGUACAGAUACGGCCAAUGGGACACGAACAAUGUCGGUAACAAACUGAAUGGUGAGAUUAAUUAGCUACGCAGUGAUCUUGAACGGCCAAUUGACUUUAUUCCGACUGUAGUCUCUACGAAGGUCUGUUAUACAUACAUAUACAAAUUCGAAUAACAUAAAUAAAGUCAAGAAAUACGUUUACUCGAAUAA
This is a messenger RNA of Hylaeus volcanicus, 825 nucleotides long. RefSeq lists its product as uncharacterized. NCBI's taxonomy places the organism in Eukaryota, Metazoa, Arthropoda, Insecta, Hymenoptera, Colletidae. Bases 1 to 411 code for a protein of 136 amino acids. The transcript has 3 exons. The record is from RefSeq and is a predicted model, not a curated record.